This is a messenger RNA of Scophthalmus maximus (turbot), 2322 nucleotides long. RefSeq names its product carbonic anhydrase 15 (gene car15). Gene Ontology annotation, molecular function: carbonate dehydratase activity; zinc ion binding. Gene Ontology annotation, cellular component: plasma membrane. The transcript is spliced from 8 exons. NCBI's taxonomy places the organism in Eukaryota, Metazoa, Chordata, Actinopteri, Pleuronectiformes, Scophthalmidae. The record is from RefSeq and is a predicted model, not a curated record. Bases 539 to 1489 code for a protein of 316 amino acids.
ACUUUUAAAAAAUACAACACUUCAGCAGCACAUUCAAAGUAUUUAGAAAACGGAGGUUCUCCUUUCAGUGCUUUAAAUCUUUGCCGCUGUGUAACAAUAAUUGAAACUAAAAGGAAAGCUCAUUAUAACUGUUGCAUCAGAACAGCAAGUGAUAGGAUGGAAUUUCUCCUGCGACAUCUUCCAUCCUAUUAAAACUGUCAUUGGAGAUGCUGAGCCAUAUAAAUAUGCACUUGUUCCUUCCUAACGCCACACAUCCUCUGACUUUCCCAUGAGAUGAAUGUGCCUUGUUACUAGUCACUGGGCAUCGACGCUGGCAGCAGCGAUGGGUGGUGGUGGGGGGGUUGAAGCUGUCUUUGCAUCAAUGAGCCUGUUGAUCAGAAAAGACCACUAGACUGGCAAUGACACAGUCCACCGAUCAGGCCGGAGAGAGUGGAACUCGGCUUUCACCCCCCCAGUCGGUAUUUAAGUCGGCGGUUUGCACCGAUUCUCAGUCUACCUCAGAUACUGAUGCCUGCCAUCGGCUGCGGGACCCCACACCAUGAUCUGGACCGCUGCCUUCCUGGUGAUUGUCGUUCCGUACGCGGAUUCUGAGGACUACUGCUACGAUGAGCCACAUUGUGAUCCUUACGCCUGGGGAGACCUGUUCCCGUCCUGUCACCCGUUACUUGAAGAGCACCACUCUCCCAUCAACCUGGAUCACCGCAUGACCAGAAAUGGCUCUCUGGGGCCUCUACACCUGGAGGGCUUUGACGCCGUCCAAACGGGCCACUGGACGCUGAGGAACGACGGACACUCCGUCGCGCUGCAGGUCGGCAGUGGCAUGUCAGUGAGUGGCGGAGGUCUUCCGGACGUGUACCACACCAUCCAGCUGCACUUCCACUGGGGAGGCCCGGCCACCAAUGGCUCCGAGCACACAGUGGACAGACGCAGAUACCCAAUGGAGAUGCAUGUGGUCAGCAUGAAGUCCAUCCAUCCGAAUCUGACGGCAGCCUUGGAUGAUCCGACAGGACUGGCCGUUCUUGGGUUCUUCAUUGAUGUGGUUUACGCAGACAAUGUGCACUUUGGACACAUAUCACAGAAACUCUCCUCUGUCGCUUACAAAGGCCAAACUUCUAAAAUCAAGCCCUUCCCUCUGAUGAGCCUUCUGCCGAAGCACAACAUGAGUCAGUAUUACCGCUACUACGGCAGCCUCACCACCCCUCCGUGUUCGCAAGUGGUCGUGUGGACUCUGUAUGAAGUCCCCAUCUAUAUCGCAUGGUCACAAUUGGCUCAGUUUACGUCGCAGAUCUUCUCCACCAAGGAGGAUGCGGAGCAGGUGACGCCCCUGCAGAACAACUUCCGGCACGUUCACCCCACCUUCAGUCGCGUCAUCUCCGCGUCCAAAGAGGCCAGACUCCUCACGGGGACGGCCGGUCGUCCCCUCGGGUCAGCUGUGUCAGUGCAGCUGCUUCAGAUGUUUUUACUGGGAAGCUUCUUCUCUACACUCUAGCCCCCUCCUUUUCACGACACAAAACACCAAACAAGUUUCUUUUGCUGUAAAAGAGGGGUUUUUUUUAGGCGUUACUAACAGUUUAUAAUAAUGUGAAAUAUGGAUCACUGGUAGGCCACCAUCAUGUGAGAAUUUACUACUGUAGGCCUUUUGCACCGUCCAGUAGCUUGUUCUGAAAAAGCCACUAUCCUAUGAUAUUAGGUAGUUUUCAUUUGACUUUGGGUCUGAGUUUGUUUGUAGCUGAACAUUAAACAUUCAAAUUAAAGCUUGUUAAUAAUUAAAGAUUUAAAAAGAAAAUACAUUUAAAAAAACAAGAUAUAGAUAAUUUUGAUAGAGGUGGAUGGGAAUUUUAAUGUUCCUUGCAAGUUCUUUUGGUCAUAAAACAUAGUACUAAACAAAAUAAAAUAUGAACCUGAUGGUGGCGCUAGACGACAAGUUAUUUUUGUGUCACUUGCAUGGCCAAAAAUACUAAGUAGAAAAAGUGAGCAUUAGUCAUAUUGUCUGUUUGGCUCUUGUUAACACAAAUAUUUUUCUUAGUGCUUAUUUCCGUAUUUUCAGAAAUAAAAAAUACAGUAGAAUCGUCUCCCCUACAUCCAACAUGCAAACCAUUCUUUCAUUCAUGAACAUUUAUUAAACAUAUCUCGCCCUGACCCAUCUGCAUCAAUGUAAACUAAGCAUCGUGCCGAGACAGACUUCAAGUAUGCAAAUAAAAUAUAAAAUCAUGAUACAUAGACUGACACUUAAAUGUCAGUGUAAGUUCACAACUUUUUUAUUUUAUUGAACAUGUUGUAAGAAUUGUCUGUAUUCACACAAUAAAAUCAUUCUGUGUCACA